Molecule: messenger RNA, 791 nt
Organism: Rhipicephalus microplus (southern cattle tick)
Lineage: Eukaryota; Metazoa; Arthropoda; Arachnida; Ixodida; Ixodidae
Source: RefSeq, a predicted model, not a curated record
UCAGUUCCGCGUGCAAAAUCCUCUAGUGAGCUACACGACUUUAAACAAGAUGGCGCGAACACUGGUGUUUAAAUUGAUUCUCUACGCAAGUGGUUUGAGUGUGUUGAAUGGCGCUUGUUGGUCAUGUUUAAAACGGUCACACAGCAUAAGAGAGUUUCUCUUUACGAAGGAGCCGAUAUGGACGCACACUACCUCUGCAAACACCAGAAUAAGAUGCUUAGUGGACAACGUUAACGCAAUAGAGAAGAGAUCUGUAAUCUUCACACGAUCUUGUUACAGCCAGGGACAUAAGGUGUCUAGAAUAUUCCAAGGAACUUUUGACAAGUUUCGAAAAAAGCAUAUGGACGUGACACCUAGAGGCAUGGGCACCUACUUUCAAGAGGACAUGCUCUAUAUGCGUAGUGAUAAAAGCUGUGCUGUGAUUAUGGUCACAUAUCCUUUUUGCGGUAGAUAUAUCGUCUAUGAUCUCCGAGUCAAGAAUUCCCACAUUCAAAGACCACCGCAUCCCAAAUGCGUUCAGGAAUACCUGAAGUACGAGAAGUAUGGCAAAGUUAUAUAUGACUCAAGCUGCCAGGGUAUACUUGCAGCAAAGGGAAAGCCGGGGCUAUACCAACCAAACGAUCGCUGCCCGAAUCGCAUUAACUGACUGAAACGCAUUUUCGCGACAUCCGUAAUACAAAAUAAUGCUACAAUAAACAUGUUCCAAGCCAAUGGGCAUUCCAAGACAUUUAUGUGAGCAAGAACCAGGAUUUUUCCAGCAAUAAAAUACUCCAAUAGGUCUUUGCUCUUCA